This is a messenger RNA of Austrofundulus limnaeus, 2578 nucleotides long. RefSeq names its product dual specificity protein phosphatase 8. Gene Ontology annotation, cellular component: cytoplasm. Gene Ontology annotation, molecular function: MAP kinase tyrosine/serine/threonine phosphatase activity; protein tyrosine/threonine phosphatase activity; MAP kinase tyrosine phosphatase activity. NCBI's taxonomy places the organism in Eukaryota, Metazoa, Chordata, Actinopteri, Cyprinodontiformes, Rivulidae. Gene Ontology annotation, biological process: negative regulation of MAPK cascade; peptidyl-tyrosine dephosphorylation. The record is from RefSeq and is a predicted model, not a curated record.
ACCUCUCUCUGUAUCUGUUUUGGUUGUUCUCUAUGAAUGUGUGUAUAUAAACUGUGCGUUGUCCCAGUAACAAGACCUCCACCACAAAAACAUGCUCUAAAUCUAACGUGGCAUCUUAGAGGAGGGGGGGUGCGCGGUGUGACUGUCCCACCUAUUUCUGUUGCAGCGGAGGCACACGUGUGCAGUAAACUUAAAAAAAGAAGAAAAAAAAAGUCAUAAGGCCCGGCCGGCUGUCAUUUAUAGAAUCUUAGAUGUAAUCCUCUAAUUAACACAUCUGCUAUUCUGAGCCUUGUUACCCUGCUGAGGGCCGGACGAGGAAGACGAGGGGGGGAUGAGGAAGAUGUUCGCUGCAGGACUUGAGUCGAAGCUUUAAAAAGUAGAUGUUUGUUUUAUUGCCUUCYGCCGCUGUGGGAGUUAAAACUGUUUUUUAUAGACCGAGAAGCACCAAAGGGAGGUGGGAUCUGAUAAAACCGGGUGUUUUAAAGUGUCUUUGUUCACCAUCAUGAAGCGUCACUCCGGCUUGUGUCUGCAGACAGAGAAAAUAUGCAUGUGUCUCACAAAGGUGUGUAUGUGUGGUUUAUAAUCUGACGCUCCCAUAUCUGCGUUUGCCACAAAGCUCAUCAAAUCAAUGCGACCCAUUUCCCCUGUGUACAUCUCCUUUGUUGGACGGUGGGGUGACGUAAGGCUGUGUUCUCAGUCGUGUGUGAUCAUCUGUAGGGGUGUCCACAGUGAUGAGAUGAGGUCAGUCAGCGUGCAGCUGGCCUCCCCACUAGACAUCUUGUAUAUACUUAAUUGUCUUCCUUUGGAUCUGGGCAGUGACUUAAUGGGCCUGCGGUCCAUCUGACCUGGUUUGAAUGUAAUCAGUGCGCCCAAACAGAUAGAAAGGAGGGGUAGUUGACUGGCUUUUUUUGUGUUUUUUUAUGAGUUUGGUGCAAAAGAUUGAUUUUUUUAAGGGUUUGUGCAAAGUGGUGUUUAGGAAAUUGAUGACUUCUACAGUUGGGAAAAGUAAAAGUGAUUAAAGUUCCAUCUGAGGACCCAGUGUGCAGGCGUUCCCGUCAGUAGCUCUCUUGUGACUUGUGAUCUAAAUUGUUAUCAUUCCGUAGAAAAGAACCGGGAGAACAAUGGAGAACGGCUGAAUACCAGAAACCUGUUUGGGCUCCUCAUCACCUCUCUCCCUGGUUUUCAUCAUCUGGCUUCCUUUUGCUUUUGCCAAGCUUCGCUCACUGUUGCGUCCGAAAAUGAGAACAAAUUGGAACAUUAGACGAUCCAGCAACGCGAGAAACRUUUAUGAAGUUGCACACAUUACAUCACCUUUGGCGGAACAUCGUCUGUAAACACACAAAAGUCUUAAACCUUUUAAAGUUCUGUGUGAACCUGCAUCAUCGAGGUAAAAACAAGAAAAAAAGCUUAAUUUGAGAGUAAAUGUCUUGAUUAUUUUGCACAAAAGCUGCCAUGUUUUAAAUCAAAUGAAUGAAAGCAUCAUCAACAAACAUGUUUACGUGAGAUCUGACUUCACUGUGUCGCACUCAAUCAGCUCUUUACUGUGAUUGGACGACACAGACGUCAUAAAGUGUUUUUACUGCACUAAAGCUUGUCAGCUUCAUCUUUGCUUCCAUUCUGCCCAGAUAGACUGCUUCAUAGCUGGGCCCCUGAGGUGGCUGCAUACUUGCUGGAUGAGUAAGGAAUGUGGUUACGUGCCUUAGAUAUUAGCUAUGACGGGAGCGCUGGCUCCACGAGAGAGGGAGGCAGCAGAGGAGGAAGAAGAGAGGAGAAGGAGGAGGGCGGGAUGUCGGCUAGAGUCUGAGCUCACGGCAAGUGAGCUCAUUCAACCUCAGAGCUCGAAGAGGGAGUGUGGCUCCGUCAUCCUUCUCACAGCGGCAGUCCGAGGAGGAGGGAGAGGGAGGAGCGCGAGCCGGCGCCGCGGCGAAUCAGAGGCGAGGAGAGUGGAGCAGAACAACAAUAGUGGGCUGCUCUUCUGGCUCUGGACUCAGAGACAGAGGGAGCGCUCAGAGAUACACACAGACGCUGUGUAAAGCAGCUGCAGGCGGAUCACAGCUGCUGUUUACAUCCAGACGUUACAGGCUACUCUUUMUUUUUUUGUGUGUUUUUCUUUUUCCUGUGCUCUCUCUGAACCACUCUUCAGAAAACCACAAAAUUCUUAAAUAUUGACUUUGGAGCAUUCAAGGAAUUUUUGUGGGUUAAUUCCCGGGACUUUUGCCAUAUGUUGACUUGAGGACAUUUUGGACUUUUUUUUGCUCUGAGUGAAAAGUGAAGCAAUCAUUGGAGCAGCAUCAUUUUUGACUCUUGUCACCCCUUCCAGGAAGAACAUUUCUGUUUGUUUGUUCUGAUAUUUUUUMUUCUUUCUUUGGCGCGGGGUCGUUCCAUCCCUGAAGAAAGAGGYGCCGGAACAUUUUUUUGCAUCUGCGUGAAAGCAGAGUUUGUAUUAGGAGGUGGGGGGUGAUGCCUUUGGAUGUGGUGAUUGCCCCAGCCGAGGACUGCUUUUGGCCGGACCUGCAGGACACAGACAUGAGGCUGAAGAUCAGGGUCCGCAGGAUGAAGCAGGGAAGAGAGCUCAGAG